AUGGCAUCUCCGAACGACAGCACAAUUCGCGAUGAUUCCGACUUUGUGGGCGUCCAACGCUCUACAGAUACACCUUUUGGUGAGAAGAUCGAAGAGCGAGGGUGGAAAAACAUGACACUGGUAGCCUUUCCACUCAAGCGGCCCGAGGUGGCCGAAAGAGAAGCUUACAAAAACGAAUCGCCUGUUACCAACAAAUCCCUCAUCUGGCUACAGGCUCGUCCCAAAGGCUUUGUUUUGAUCCGUUGGUUUACUCUCCCGAAGUACGUGACCAAAAAUGGUGUGAUGGUAGGGCUGUUCCACUCUAUGGACAAACCGGAGGAGCAGGUGGUCAUCAAACAGAUGUAUGCAGUUCAGAUACAUGAUUACGGAACCAGACCCGACAACGACAUAAAGAACUGGCACGGAGACUCACAGUCAACCAUGUUCAUGAAAUACUACAAUGGCGGCUCGCUCUGGGAACUCUUGGAGAAUUACAAGAAAGGGCGCUUGUCUAAAAAUUCGGAGCGUACAGGAGCUGAGGAUGUCCCCGAGGAAUUCAUCUGGCAUUUCAUCGCCCAAGUCGGGCGGGCUUAUGCCUACUUGCACACAGGCCAUGUGAAAUCUCCAGAGGAGAACCUCCGGAAUAACAACCACUUGAAGCCCGACUUGAAGCAUCCAACGUUGAAAGAUUGGGUCUCGAUUGGCCACAAUGACGGCCACUUACACAAUAUUUGGCUGCACUACCCUUCUGCUGAAGAAAAACAAAAAGACCCACGACUUGAGAACUUUAACGCCUGUUUCCCACAGAUUCACCUUGCAGACUUUGGCCUGGCGUGCGACGUGAAACAUGACGUUCACGGUGAAUACAAGGCAAGGUUGAAAAAGCUUCCAGAGCCGGGGACGUGGUUUGACAAGAUGUAUUUCUGUGUGAUGCUGAAGACACUGUUGACUAUCUCUGAAAAACGCAUCAAAGCGUGGGGUCUGGGCAGAGAGCUAGCCUUUCACGUUGCCGAACGGGAACAAGCCGGCGAUGAGAUCAAAUUUCCCUUUACCAAACUCGCAACCUCCAAGAAGUUGCGAGCAAAAUACAGCGGAGAACUGCUUGAUCUCGUGGGGAAGUUUGAGGAUAUGUUUGAUUUCGCAGCCGAAGAAUACGACAACACGGCGGACAUGAAGGAAGCAACAUGUGCAUGGUGGACCGAAUUUACUCAAACCAAGAAGGUACAAAGGGAAAGACGCUGGGAGGAAUGGCCCAGCAACGACUGGCUUUACGGACAUGUCAUUGCGUUGGCCGACUAUAAACUGGAUCAGCAUAGAAGGGCGAAGGACAAAAGGGAUCGCCCGGUCAUGUGGACCAUGGGCAUCAGGGGCGGGAUGCCUUAUCGGGCUUAUGACCCGCAGCGAUGGCCUUUCACUGCUACCCAGGACUUUCAGCAAGCUCACAUGGCUCUCGCCGCGAUUAGGGUACACACAUUUCCUUUUUGGCCUUCCCGGUCGGCUGUCAUCAUGGUUAUGGAAGCCCGCGGUGGGAAGCACAAAGACCUCGUCCGAACAAUUCACCGGCACAACAAAAUAUUGAAUGACCGACGAAAACUGCUCAAAAUAGCCGAGAAGAAUUACAUGUAUCCGUUCAUAAACAACUUUUAUGUGAAGCCGCUGAUCACCGCCCCCCAGGCCGGGACGUCCACCCCUUCGCAUGCACAUCAGUCUUCAAGCCCACAGCAGUCUGGAAGGUCACAGCAGUCCUCGAGCUCGCACCAGUCGUCAAUCCCAACUGUGUGCACCAACUCCCCGCUUGAAGAUGCUGCCAUCGUGGACCGAGUGAACAAGCCAGUCUGGGAACUAUAUCCCUUGAUGGCCAGGGAGCUUAGUACUCUCGACAUCCGGAGAUCCCGCCAGAUCGACAUUGCCACACGUGGGAAUCUUUCCGACAUUGAUAAGAGGACACUUGCCAUUGUGGACAAACAGGUGAAGGAUAUUUUGGCGGCGAGAAGCUCUUUUUGGGCCGAGGUGGAGCGCAGAAAGGUCAAGCACCUACAGGAGGAAAAGCAUCAUGAAAAUUCCACUUUUGAGGGCAGGAAGGCUGAUUAUAGCUUGGCUCAUGUUUACAAGGAGAGAAACAUAAACACCCAAAUCAGCAUGCAUCACGAGUUCGACCGCAAGCAUAACGACACCAUCCGUAGGAUUGACAACGAAGUUCGAUUCUUGGAAAGCCUCAUGGAAUGGUGGAAGGACCAGAUAUCGUUCAUCAACAAUCAACAAUUCACAGAGGGUGGCACUGUGCCUGUGCACCGUGAUUCCAAGAGCAAGCCCGAUCUUUACGAUGAGUGGAUGUUAGAGGCCGAGCACGAGCAGUCAAGCUCUGCCGAUCCUGAUGGGAAAUCCACGAUCCUGCCAGACCCGAAUGACCCCUCAUACAAAAAUAGGGCACUUGACCGCCUGGAAAAAUACUGCGAAUAUGUUUUGAGAACAGGGUUCUUCGAAAACCCAGACAUGACCCUCAAAGAUGUCACAAACCUGCCGGCAUUUUGGGCAGCUGAUGAUACGAUACUACUCGAGGCAGAACAAGCUGCAGAAAACUCCUUUGUUGAUGGGUUAUCGAUGCCGGCUGACGAGGAAUUUGUCACAACUCUUAGAAACUUGUUUAAUGCGCCGGGCGACCUGAACGACGGGAGAAUGGACCAGACUAUUCAAGACAAUAUAGAUGCUGCUGAGGGGAACUCGUCAUACAUUGAUUCCAGUGUGAGGCGCUCCACUUCCACAGCGAAGGGAAUUCCGCUGGCCGAGUACUACUGCAAGCUCUAUGCCGGUGAAAACCCUUGGGCUGGAGAGGAAGACGCUGGCGAUGGCGAUGACGCUCCUACGAUGGCGAAGAUGUCGAGCGUCAUGACUCUCCAGGUCCUGAGCGAGGAUGAAGAUGGCGGUACCGAUACACUGUCUAGAAAUCUGAAUAUUCCCACAAGUCAGGGGAGGUUGAUGGCACAAACUCUGCCUGGAAGGUAUCAGGGCACCACGGUACCGAGCCAAAGACCAAAGACGUCUCAAACCAGGACCAUCAUCCACAGCGUUGAUUCAGCACUGGGCCCAGCUCCUGAGAAAUUCCGUCAAGGUCCUAGACCAUGGACUUCACUGGAUGACUUUAUGCGCAGUGGAAUGGAAUCUCGUCUUUUCGGUUCAUUGCCAGUACAAACUUUUGAUCCCAAGCGGUAUAUACGAACAUGGCAUCUGAGGCUAGAGGGCGACAUCACACCAGAGGAGUAUGUGAGGAAUGGAAUGGAAAAGGCCAUACAGCACGCGAUACGGGUGGAGGAGGAAUUACAAAAUGGAGCUUGGGAUGAUGGGGCUCGUGGGUCGAAGCGAGGACGGCGUUCUCCAAGGUUUCGGUCAAGUGCAAAAAGACGCAGGGUAGUGUGA
This is a messenger RNA of Podospora anserina S mat+, 3393 nucleotides long. RefSeq lists its product as uncharacterized. Bases 1 to 3393 code for a protein of 1130 amino acids. Gene Ontology annotation, molecular function: ATP binding; protein kinase activity. NCBI's taxonomy places the organism in Eukaryota, Fungi, Ascomycota, Sordariomycetes, Sordariales, Podosporaceae. The record is from RefSeq and is a predicted model, not a curated record. Gene Ontology annotation, biological process: protein phosphorylation. The transcript is spliced from 2 exons.